CUUCUUCACUAUUCAAAUCCUCUUCCUUCAACGGUCCAAAACCCACCACAACUAAUGAAAUCCCCGCAGGGCCGCAAUUCAUUUCCAAAACUAGCCGUUACCAUUUCCAGUUCUUUCUCUAAACAGUCCUCUAUCUCCUUCCUAAUAAAAUCUUCCCAGAUUCUGCCAUUUCAUCACCUUACCAUUUAAAGUCUUCAUUGUUUAAUUCUUUAAACAAUUAUCAUCUUCAUACUAAUAAACAAAAUCCAUUAUCCAUGGCUGAACCUCCGAGCAAAAACCCCACUUCUUUCUCUCAAAUACCUAGUAGGCCUUCUAAUCCAAGAAACACAGAGGUUAACAACCCAAUUAGGAGGAGUUCUUGCGGAAGCACAUUUACGAAGCCUUCUAUUAUUACGAGUCAAAGGCCCGGCUUUAUCCCAAAUACUCCUGCUAAUAGUCCGGCAGAUCAUCUGCGAAGAAGCUCUAUUUUUAAAGAAAAUGUAGUUGUCUCAUUGCAUGAUUCUGAGGACAAAGAAAACAGUAAAGAUCAAGAUUUGAAGCAGGCCAUAGCUCGAUCACCAGCUUCUACAAAGGGUACAAAGAACUUCAUGUCACCAACAAUCUCUGCAACCUCAAAAAUCAAUGCAUCCCCAAGAAAGAAAAUACUAACUGAGAGGAAUGAGCCAACUUGUACUUCUGUUUCAUUCACUGAUUGUAAAAACCUUCAGAAGGAAGAUUCGGAUUGGAAGCCUGAAAAGGGUUUGAAUCAGAAGAAGGGCCCAUUUGAUCCAACAAUCACUUAUUUGGGGGAUAAGGACACCUCACAAAGCAAUGAAGAUUUUGAUUCUUUGGUACAUUCAAGUAUAAAAGUUGAUUGGGAAUUGCCAGAAAGUGCAACUUUGGAAAAGGGUUGGAAGAAGGAGGUGGUGUCACUUGUCCCAACAAUUACUUAUUUGGAUGACAAAGACAACUUAACAAAAAGCGAGGAUUUUGAUUCUGUGGUACGUUCAAGUACUACAGAUGACUGGGACUUGUUAUCAGAAAGUGCAAAUCUAGAAAAGGGUUGUGUUAACCUUGAUCCAAGUUUUAAGAUUAGUCCAAGGGCUUCUUGUUCUUUGGCACCUCUUGAUGCGGAUCCAUCAAUGCCUCCAUAUGAUCCCAAAACCAAUUACCUCUCGCCCAGGCCUCGGUUUCUUCAUUAUAAGCCUAACCCAAGAGUCCAAAUGUAUCUUAACAGAGAAAGAGAUAGCAAUCAGCUUGAGGAGAGUUCUGCCUCUGAAACUUCAGAUACUGAUGUUACUGAAGAAGAAACCCUGUCUGAUGAUUCACAGAAAGAAUCUGAAGAUGCUUUGUCAGGUGAUGUGAUGUACAAAGAAGAAGAAGAAGAGCUGCUUGUGUCUGUACCAAAUCCAUUGAGUGCAUCUGAGGGGGCCGCUGAAGCAAAAAGGUUCCUUAAGCCAAAUUUCUUUACAAAAACAAAGUUCAAUGCUUUGCUUUUAAUCCUGGCUAUUGCUUGCUUAUGGGCCUCGGUCACUAAUUCACCAGUUAUGGAUCCACCUGUGCUCAAUAAUUUAAGCUUCCCUAAUCCAUAUGUGCCACCUGAAAUCUCAAAGUUCAUCAGAACCAAUUUGGAAGGUCUAGCUCAUAAGUUUCAGCAAUGGAUAUAUGAUUCUCUCUCUUAUUUUCAUAAUCUGAUCGUCAACUUCAAAGAAUGGCUCAAUCCUGGUCCAUUACAGUUUGCCAACUUGACCACUUUGCUAGAGGAUGGUUCAGCUGAUAAUCACAUUUUAGGGGAUCACAGUCCUUUUGGUGCAGCAGUGAAGUACGAAAGAAAUGAGUUAAGGCUGACAAGGGAGGGAGAGAUUGAUAUUAAAUGGUUGGAGGAAAAGGAGGAUCAACUAAUUGAAGAUGAUGAGAAGGAAACUGAUGAAAAUAUUGAAGAAGCUGUAGAAGAAGAAAAGAAUGACCAAGAAUAUGAAGAUAAAGAAGUGAUCGCAGCACAUGACAUCCCUGACAAUGUUGAGGUUCCAGGGAACGAUAUUGUUCUGGAAUCUGAAGGAAUAAAUAUGACUCUGCAGGCUGAGGUGAUUGAACCUGAUAGUACACCUACAGAGGUGACUCAAAAAAGUGGCAGCAUUGGUGAGCUGCAAAGUAACACAGAUAAAAACCUGCUAGUUCCAAUCCCACAGGCUGCUGAAAUUCAAACAGAAGACUCUUUUUGCAUACAACCUCCAGCCGAAAAUGACAAGAGUUCAGCUGCAACUGACUUCUCCAUUGCAGGAAAUAUACCUGAAAGCUUAGAUUCAAAUUCUGGAAAGAAGAAUCCAGAGAGUUCAGAAUCAGUGGACUUGGAAAUUCAUAGAAGUAAGAACCUCUUUUCAUCUCAGAUAGUGAUGGGAAUUUCCUUGCUUGUUUUGGGUCUACUCGCUGUUUUUGCUUUCAUUCAUACGAAUAAUAAAGCAUCCACAAAACCAAAUGUUGCAAUUGCAAUGGAUCAAGCGCCACUGACCAAGAAACUGGAUUACAGUCCCCUGACAGAUGUUGAAACAGUUGGAGAGUCAUAUCCAUCAGAAAUGAGCAGUUUCGAGCAUGGCUCCUCUUAUAGAAAGGAAGGAAAUAAAGGGACAAGAGAAGCUCAGGGCCAGGGAAGGAAGCCUCGAAGGAACUCCAGGAGAGAAUCUCUAGCGUCAUCUGACUACUCUACAGAGUCACAGUCUUAUGGAAGUUUUACCACAUAUGAGAAAAUUCUCAGCAAAAACGGAAAUGGAGAAGAAGAGUUGUUUACUCCAGUUAGGCGCUCAAGCAGAAUCAGAAACCAUGUCACUUCUUCAUGACACAAAUGGAUAAGUUCUUUUGAGUGAUGCUAUGUACCAUAUUGUGCAGUUUUAAAUUGCUUUCUAAUACAGAAGAUUGCUUUGAACUAAUUUUAUAGGCAUCUAACUAUUGUGCCUUUCUCUGUACCUUGCAUUCUUUUUCAUGGAAUUGCUUCACAGUGUGAAGUUCCA
Messenger RNA from Manihot esculenta (cassava), 2984 nucleotides. RefSeq lists its product as uncharacterized. The transcript has 3 exons. Bases 255 to 2813 code for a protein of 852 amino acids. The record is from RefSeq and is a predicted model, not a curated record. NCBI's taxonomy places the organism in Eukaryota, Viridiplantae, Streptophyta, Magnoliopsida, Malpighiales, Euphorbiaceae.